Molecule: messenger RNA, 587 nt
Organism: Musa acuminata subsp. malaccensis (wild Malaysian banana)
Lineage: Eukaryota; Viridiplantae; Streptophyta; Magnoliopsida; Zingiberales; Musaceae
Product: heavy metal-associated isoprenylated plant protein 43
Molecular function (GO): metal ion binding
Source: RefSeq, a predicted model, not a curated record
GACUCCACCAACUUGGACGGAGUCCUCUUGGCCACCGCUAUAUAAGCUUCCGAUGCCGCACAUAGAGUCGUACCACGACCUGGCAUAAGAUUGCAGUCAUGAAGAAGAUCGUGUUGAAGGUCAGCGUCAUGUGCACCAAGUGCAAGAUCUGCAUCAUGACCAUCAUCUCCAAGUUCGACGGGAUUGUUUCGAUCGCGAUGGACGUGGAGAAGAGCACGGUGACGAUAGUGGGGGAGGUGGACGCGGUGGGCGUGGUGAAGGCGCUGAGGAAGGCGAAGAAGCCGGCGGAGAUCGUCAGCGUGGGCGAUCCGGACAAGAAGGAGGAGGAUAAGAAGAAGCCUGAGGACUGCAAGUUGCCGCCGUGCUGCAACACCUGCCGGACCGCCGUCGUGUGGCUGGAUGAACCAAGCGCCUGCACCAUAUCCUGAAUCCAUGCACACUGCUUUUGCUCCUCUCUUUGAUUUGGCUUAAUCAUCUCCUCAUGUACGCAGAUGCUUCCAAUAUCUACUUAAUUUCUCGUUUGUACUGUAAGCAAACAGCAGAUUGUGUAGAAUGAAUAUAUAUUUGCUCUUGAUUAAUCCUUUCAA